This is a messenger RNA of Liolophura sinensis, 1891 nucleotides long. RefSeq names its product peroxisomal trans-2-enoyl-CoA reductase-like. The transcript is spliced from 8 exons. Bases 1 to 903 code for a protein of 300 amino acids. Gene Ontology annotation, cellular component: peroxisome. Gene Ontology annotation, molecular function: trans-2-enoyl-CoA reductase (NADPH) activity. The record is from RefSeq and is a predicted model, not a curated record. Lineage: Eukaryota; Metazoa; Mollusca; Polyplacophora; Chitonida; Chitonidae. Gene Ontology annotation, biological process: phytol metabolic process.
AUGGCGGGGGCAGUGCCCAAGUCGCGAAGGGUGUCUAGUAUAUUCCGUCCAGGACUGUUUAAGGAUAAAGUUGCUAUUGUGACGGGAGGGGGAACAGGAAUCGGAAAAGCUAUAACACAGGAACUUCUUCAUUUAGGCUGCAAAGUGAUGAUAGCAUCACGCAAUUUAGAGAGACUGGAACAAGCGGCUGAGGAGAUGCGCUCAGGCAUUCCCCAGGAUUCCCCAGCACAAAUCGAACAUGUGGAGUGCAACAUCCGUAAAGAGCAGCAGGUAAAGACUUUAAUCUCAAGUACGUUGGCUAAGUUUGGAAAACUGGAUUAUUUGGUGAACAAUGGAGGUGGUCAGUUUCCAGGCCCAGCAGCCAGCUUCAGUCUUAAGGGAUGGAAUGCUGUUAUAGAAACCAACCUUACCGGCACAUUUUUGUGCUGCAGGGAAGCAUAUAACCAAUGGAUGGCAGACCAUGGAGGCGUAAUCCUAAAUAUUAUAGCUGAUAUGUGGAAGGGUUUCCCCAGUAUGAGUCACACAGGAGCAGCGCGAGCCGGGGUGGAUAAUCUCACGAAGUCCUUAGCACUGGAAUGGGCGGCAAAUGGCGUCCGAGUGAACUCUGUUGCCCCAGGUAGCUCUAUUUAUUCUGAGACAGCUGCAGCCAACUAUGGAGAUAUGAAGAUAUUCGAGGGGGCAAUUCCAUACAUACCAGCAAAGCGGCUGGGGAAAACCGAAGAGGUGUCUGCUGCUGUCUGUUUCCUGCUCUCCCCAGCUGCAGCGUACAUAUCAGGGGAAACUCUGAAGGUCGAUGGUGCAGCCAGUCUGUACAGAAGUCUGCUCAACAUACCGGAACACAACAAAAUACCAGCAUUUUCCUGGGAUAUUGAUGAAACUGAUCCGACGAAAUCGAAAUUGUGACCCCAUAGUUAAUUGUUUCUCUCGAGUAUGUUCGCCAGGUGAAUAUAUUACUGAGGGAACUGUUGUAAGGAAACAUUCUGAAGUUACUUGAUUAAUACCUGGAUUAUUUUCCACCAUUACCUGAUAGAUAUGUCGAAAAUUUUCCACUGUUAUUUGAUUGAUUGUUUUUAAAAAAAUCUCUACCGUAUACUUGAUUGAUGACUCAAAGAUUUCGGACAGUUAAUUGAUUGCUAUCUCAAAAAUUUCGAACAGUUAAUUGAUUGCUAUCUUAAAAUAUUUCUACGGAAUAUUUAUACAGAACUUUAUUUGAAAAAUGUCUGAAAAUAUUUUCUAGUUUUAUUUGGAUGAGCAUUUUAAAAAUGUUUAAUCUGGUAACUGCUUUAUGAAAUUACGCACAGAUAAUCUAGAAUAUUUGAAUUAAAAUCAAUAAAAUAACCCAGGUUUCUAUUUGAGAUGCAUCAGUGCUUGUAUAUCGUAAUUUAUGUAUGUAGCUGUUAAUCAGUUAUUGACUAGGCAUGUAAACAAACAGAAUCUUGUUUAAAUGCUUGGGCAUAGACGGUGUCUGUUCAAUCACAGCCUAGAACGGGAAAUUUCUGGAUUAUUGUUUGUGAGACCUUGGUGAAAAUGAACGUCGCCGGCGUUCAUGAGGCCGUUGGUGUAUAUAGUCUUGGGCUUCUUGCAGACAACUUGUCUGCCACGAAUAUGACGCAGAAGUCUGUAAGUUGCACGUGGAAAAGUUACCAGAAAGCUACAUGUAUGGUUACCUCCGGAACGUCUGAUUUCUUUCACCAAUAAAAAUGCCAUCAUAUAUAUUUUUUUUAAAAAUUCAGUAUAUGGCAAAUACUGUCAAAUGAAAAGACAAUAAACAAGAUUCUAAGCAAGAACCUCUGAUGUUUUGGUAUAUGUUGGACACAAACCACAGAAGAAGUAAGAAAGUAUAUAAGGUACGAAAUUAAGACGCAUCCAUGCAACGAGAGGAAAUAAACAG